Nasonia vitripennis (jewel wasp) is the source of this 1773-nucleotide messenger RNA. RefSeq lists its product as uncharacterized. The record is from RefSeq and is a predicted model, not a curated record. Gene Ontology annotation, biological process: angiotensin-activated signaling pathway. Lineage: Eukaryota; Metazoa; Arthropoda; Insecta; Hymenoptera; Pteromalidae. The transcript is spliced from 6 exons. Gene Ontology annotation, cellular component: plasma membrane. The coding region runs from base 185 to 646 and encodes 153 amino acids.
GCAGCACCAGCAAGAGGUGGCCAUCACGCAAAAAGACGUCAAACGCCCGCAGUAGAGAGCAGAGCAGAAGCACAAUAAAUUGUUUUGACACUUAUCUACUCCUACUCCAGGAUUCCAGAUAUUUUUCGCCGACUAAUAAACAUUCAACAUUGCUAACUUAAGCCAAGUGCUGCACCGAUUCAGGAUGAGGGAGAUCUCGAAUAUAUCACAGUUUCCUUUAAAGGCUAUUUUUGCUAUACACUUUAUACUUGUCACCUGGGCUAUAGAAGGAUGGUCCUCAAGUUCAAUGAUAUUUUAUAACACACUAUUUUUUAUCUGCAUAUUCUGGGCAAUUCACAGUGCAGAAUCAGAUGAGCCAAUUCAAUUUGCAUUGUUCAUCAGUAUAGCAGCAGAGUUCUUUGAUUUCAUAAAUCUAUCAGUCAGUUCUCCCUUUAGCGGCAGUUCAUUCACAAAGUUUAGCGCCAGCAUGGUGAUAAUAAACAUGAUUGUACGAAUAUUGACAAUUAUGUACUUAAUUAAAAUUGGACAAUCUAGAGGUGGGAGCCUUUCUACAAUGUUUGCAAGCCCUGCGAUGGGCCUUGGCCGACAAGAGUAUGAGGAUAUUUCUCAUCCAGUUCCGCAGAACUCUGAUUUCGCCAGCAUUUAAAUGAUUGUUUGAUCACUACCUACAGAGUCUGAUGUUGUAAUUGUAACUUUGCAGUUACCGUAAUGACAUAUUGACAAAAGUUUUGCAAUAAUUUUUAUUUAAUAUUUAACAAACAUGACACCUACUUUUUUAACUUUAAAUUUUAAUAAAACCUUUUUAUAUUGUAAUGUAAGCAAAUACUUGAGACUAUAGAAAAUUAGGAUGAAAGACUUUUUAUAUACUAUUUUUAAAAAUGUUGAUCAAAUUUUAUAUUUGCACUAGUUUUCUUGAAAUGGAACUCCUUAACAAUAUAGCAAAGUUUUUAAUACAGCUUACUGCACGUAUUGUAUAUGAAUCAUAAAAAUGUGGCAUGCAAGUCUUUAUGAAUUACAUUUUUUAUUAUUUACAUCAAAGAAUUUGCCAUGAUAAAAUUGUUAGUCAUUAUAGUGUGUUCUUAGUCAUGUUCGUUAUUAUGAAUGUAUACUGUUAGUUUAUCUAGCUUGUCAUUCUGAUUGUGAAAAAUAACGCAAUACAUUUAUACAACUCUUAAUAUAUUGUCAUAACAUACGCAGUUCAAAGAUUUUGAUCCUUGGAGUGAAGCGAAUGAUUGAAACGUUUUCUACAGUUUUCAAGCAAGGCCUUAAAUUAGUACAUAGGUAUCAGAAAGUAUGCUUAUCAAUAUAAAGUAUGUUUAGCGUACUAGACGUCUUUCCAUCUUUUCCUUUUAAAAAAAUUCACAGAUAGCCUAGAAACGUUUAAUCACAAAAGAAUUGAAAUGCCAGUAAACUUAUUUAAAAAAUACUAAACGUACUUUAAUUAUGUCUAGCGCAACGCAUUCGCAAAUAUUUUAUACUUUUCUAAAAUUAUAAAAAAGAUUUUUUACACAUUUUGCAAUUAUUGUAAAUAAUCAAUAUCCGCUCGAAGAAUGUACGUACAUUCACGUGUAAUAUUCAACGAAUAUACACUUGCUGUGUUUUACUCUCGAUUUCGACUAACUUUACUGGAUCUCGACAAAAGUCUCGUGUUAUACACAUAUACCAAUACUAUCGUAGUUUUGUUUAACAGCUUCCAAGUAAAUAAAGCGGCAAAUUGUUACCGAAUAAAACAAUAAAUUUUAAUAAAGAGAAAUUUGUUGUGUACUAACGUAA